This is a messenger RNA of Lycium ferocissimum, 207 nucleotides long. RefSeq lists its product as uncharacterized. The transcript has a single exon. The coding region runs from base 1 to 207 and encodes 68 amino acids. Lineage: Eukaryota; Viridiplantae; Streptophyta; Magnoliopsida; Solanales; Solanaceae. The record is from RefSeq and is a predicted model, not a curated record.
AUGGUAUGUUUUUGUUUUCUGGUAGAUCAGAAGAGAGUAAUGAAAAAGACUAAACCGGUAGCUGGUUCCUGUUCCAGAUGUGGCUAUAGUGCAUACGUUGCUGAUAUGUGUACUCUUACCAGAUUUUGUAAUAUCCCUUUUUAUUGGAAAUCUUGGAAGGCUAUUGUCUGUUGUUCCUGUGGUGCCAUUCUCAAGUCUUAUACAUAA